Molecule: messenger RNA, 1666 nt
Organism: Eublepharis macularius
Lineage: Eukaryota; Metazoa; Chordata; Lepidosauria; Squamata; Eublepharidae
Gene: POLR2D
Product: RNA polymerase II subunit D
Exons: 4
Coding region: 5-433 (142 amino acids)
Biological process (GO): transcription initiation at RNA polymerase II promoter; mRNA export from nucleus in response to heat stress; nuclear-transcribed mRNA catabolic process, deadenylation-dependent decay
Cellular component (GO): P-body; RNA polymerase II, core complex
Molecular function (GO): nucleotide binding; translation initiation factor binding
Source: RefSeq, a predicted model, not a curated record
GGAGAUGGCGGCGGGAGGGACGGACUCGCGCGCCGUGGAUGUGGAGGAGGAUGCCUCUCAGCUCGUCUUUCCGAAGGAAUUUGAGAGUGCUGAGACCCUUUUGAAUUCAGAAGUACACAUGCUUCUCGAGCAUCGGAAACAACAGAAUGAGAGUGUAGAAGAUGAACAGGAGCUCUCAGAAGUCUUCAUGAAAACACUGAACUAUACUGCUCGCUUCAGUAGCUUCAAAAACCGGGAGACUAUUGCUAGUGUUCGCAGUUUAUUACUCCAGAAAAAGCUUCAUAAAUUUGAACUGGCAUGUUUAGCUAAUCUGUGUCCUGAGACAGCUGAGGAAGCCAAAGCUUUAAUUCCAAGCCUAGAGGGUCGGUUUGAAGAUGAAGAGUUGCAGCAGAUUCUUGAUGACAUUCAGACCAAAAGAAGCUUUCAGUAUUAGAAGGAAUUACAAAAUCCUGCUGUAAUCUGAACACUGAAAAUCAUCAUUUGUUCCUUUGUAUUCUUGGACCAAUCCUGAUUAUUGCUUGACAACAACAGAGAAACUGAUGCAGGAUAGAUGUUGAAAAAUGUUUGGACUUGUUACAUAUUGAUGGAGCUGUAAAAAUUCAUGCGGUAUAAACUGAGGAGCUCUUCAGAGUUUAAUCUGAUCAGUUUGUUUCCAAACAUCCUGGCUUCAUAUGGGAAGCAUACAAAAUACUUACGGCAUUGAGUGUAAAGUAAAUGAAGGCAUGGGUCUCAUUCUGAGUAUUUGUUGUUCAGGAUAAACUUUUUUUCCCUAUUAUUUCUUGAAAAUAGUAACAGUGGAAUCAGGUCUGAUGCAUUUGAGUGAUUUCUUGACGUGUUUGAUCAAGAGAGAGAGCUCUUUCCUUUAGGACUAAUUUUAUACAUUCUUUUUUGUAAAAAUCUCCAGCAUUUCUAAUUAGGGGCAUGUGGUUUUUUUAAUGUUAUUCACUUAUUUUAAUGGAAAUCCCUUUGACACACAAAAAAUGUUACUUUGGUGGUGGAUAAACAGUAGAAGGAAGGGAUUUAUUAAACUGAAGGCCUUUCUUAUAUGUUGGUAUGUUGAUAUAUUAAAACUUCUUGUAUGUUUAAUUAUAUGCAUAUGCUGUUAUAAAGACCAGUUGUUUACAAGUCUGUUCUGGCGAGAAAAAAAAUAACACUUUAAUGGUUUUUGAAACUGGGACUGAAAAUACUAAUGUUGAAAAGUCAAGAUGCAUACCUGAGUUGCUAUAAGUAGCAGGACUUGUUGCUUGAAGUGUGAAAGGAGUGCUGGCACACAAAUUUAAAUAUCUUUGUGCAUUUCUAACCCUUUAAAAAUUUUCCUCCAUUCGUACCCAUGCAUUUUUACCUCAGAAGUGAAACAACAACGGGUGAGGAAUUGGCUGAAAUUCUCCAGAGAUGUGAGAGGGUAUGAAUUUUCUAUUGAAGCUUGAUCCCUGCUUGAAGAUGAGGGAUUCAGAUCUUUUUAGAAACAUAGCCAACAAAGCCUCUGUGGUGAAGAAGUAAACUGAAAAGCUACUUCACAAAUGUCUAUAUGAUUGUUUAGCAUGGGGGGUUGCUUUUGUCUUUUACCUUAAAACCUCUAUAUAUUUUUGCAUUUUAUAUAACAUUCUUUUGUCUAAAAUUUGUGAGCUGUAUAGACACACCUGUUAAUAAAUGGAAUAUUUUUUUU